Entelurus aequoreus (snake pipefish) is the source of this 787-nucleotide messenger RNA. RefSeq names its product DNA topoisomerase 2-beta-like. Lineage: Eukaryota; Metazoa; Chordata; Actinopteri; Syngnathiformes; Syngnathidae. The transcript has 4 exons. The record is from RefSeq and is a predicted model, not a curated record. The coding region runs from base 1 to 540 and encodes 179 amino acids.
AUGGGGCUGGCCGGCACAGCAGGGGGGACCUCGGGGGUCCUGGAGAGGAACGCCCGGCUCUGGAGGCUAGCGCUGCUCUUUCUCUCCAUCUGGGAACUGGGCGCGCAAACCGCAGUGGAAACUGGAGCCAGGUACCGCUGGAAAACAGCCAAGAAGUCAUGUGAUGCAGUUCCGAAAGAGAGGAAGACCCCAACAGCAAAAGCAGAGAAACCUGUUCAGUCCGUGUGGGACUCGGAUUCUGACUCUGGAUCCAAGAAAGUAGCUCUUAAAGGUCCAGGCUCAGGUUCAGGUCCAGGUUCAGGUCGUGGAAGAAAGAGAACGGCCUCUGGUUCUGAGGAUGACGAGUAUAGUCCUGUGAAGAAAAACACAAAACCAGGAGGAAGGAAGAGUCAGAAGCGUGGGUCUGAUGAUGAGGAUGAGAAGACUACAAUGAACACAUCAUCAUCAUCCCGGGGUGGUCGUGCAAAGAAGGAAGUCAACUACUUUGCCGAGGAGGACAACGAGGACAACAACGAUGACGACGACGACAUGUUUCACUAAAACUAUUUUCACCAUCUUCACUUUGCUUGUAUGCAAUUCUUUGACUUUCUUCUUUUUUUUUUUACAUCUCCUUGUUUCAUUUCCUUUUAUUAAUAGUAAUGUGGAAUAUUUGUCAUGUGUAGUCCUUUAACAAUGUUUACACUUGCUUUUUUAUGCUUGUUGACAUUUUCUGUAAUGCUCUGAAGCUGCAUUUAGUUUAGAGCUCUUCUAAUUGUUCAAGGAAAAUGUAUUUGAAAGUUCAAAGUAA